Molecule: messenger RNA, 1860 nt
Organism: Xenopus laevis (African clawed frog)
Lineage: Eukaryota; Metazoa; Chordata; Amphibia; Anura; Pipidae
Exons: 2
Coding region: 471-1700 (409 amino acids)
Source: RefSeq, a predicted model, not a curated record
UGCUUUUUCCUGGCCACUUCAUGUCAGCAAUACUAUGGGUAUUCGCCCCGCCCCCAUAUCCCAGUUAGCAUUGUCCCUCCCCCAAAGAAAACGAUAAAGGACCCAACCCCUCCUCACUUACUUGUCUUUUUUGCUUAGUCUUCAUUCUAGUUAGCAUGGGACAUCUUGGCGGCAGUUUUUGAUCAGAUCCAACUCUUCAGAAAGGUUGGCGAUUUCUGAGGGCUAUUCAUUCAGUGAAACUGUCGCAUGAAGCCCCCUCAGCAGGAAUCCAAUUCCUUAUUACAGGCUGCUCCAGCACACCAGGAGGGACUGAAGUGUACUGGUGAUCUCACAGCCUCAGUUACAGCUGCCCUUGUUGCUUGGUAUGUCCCUCUUAGUUUUCUCUUAGCAGUGUUUUUUUUUUAACACUUUCAUUUUCAAUUGGUUUUUUUUUUUUUUUUUUUGUUGUUGUUGUCUCUUCAGCUUGCCUUAUGGAGUCCUUACAGAGGAAAAGAAGGAAGCUUGGCUCUUCUUCUCAAGUUUGUGCAGGCUGCUUUGACGCUCCUUUGCCGGGGAAGAAAUUUUGUAAAUCAUGCUUUGGCCUUCUACUACAGGAUACGCCUGUUAGUGAAAUCCCUUCAGGCCAAGGGGCUUCAGUGUCCAGGGAGGAGUCUGACUCCUCUGAUUUCUCAGGAGAGGAAAGUCUAGAACCGAUGUCGGAGUUGUUUUCUGAGGAGGAAGAAGAGGAGACGGAAUCUUCAUCAUUUGAUUUGACCUUAAUCCCUCCGUUAAUUAAAGCAAUAAAAUUAAUCUUGGGAGUAGAAGAGGAAGCGGACGCCCAGAAGUCUAAGGUGCUCCCAUCUUCUUCAAAGCCAAAACAAUUUUUUCCUCUUUUUCCGGAAGUGGCAGAAUUAAUCUCGGCAGAAUGGGGAAAAGCAGCUAAAAAGGUCUCUUUUGCGUCUAUGACUACGAGAUUUGCAAAAUUAUAUCCAUUUAAAGAACAGGAUACCAAGAACUGGGAUACAGCCCCAGCAGUGGAUUCACCUGUGAUUCAUUUGGCAAAGAAGACAAUUUUGCCAAUUGAUGAUUCGUCAGUACUAAGAGAUCCCAUGGAUAAAAGAGUGGAGACGGAGCUUCGUAAGGCAUAUCAAGUGGCAGGAGCCUCAUGUAAGCCGGCAGUAGCUCUGGUUUCAGUGGCAAAGGCAGUCUCCUUGUGGAUCGACAGUUUGGAUAAAGCGAUUGCUGAAGGUACGGAUACAGCUGACAUUAGUGCUGGAUUAUCAGAAUUAAAGAUGGCAGUGGCAUUUAUGUCGGAAGCAGCAGUGGAUUUGACGCGGUUGGCUUCCAGGUCGAUGGCUGUGUCAGUGUCGGCAAGAAGAGCAUUGUGGCUCAGAUCUUGGGGUGCAGAUGCGGCUUCUAAGCUAAGUCUCUGUAACCUACCUUAUGUUGGGGAAAAUCUUUUUGGUCCUAAAUUACAAGAGGUCAUAGAAAAAGCGACAGGUGGGAAGAGUACUUUCCUGCCGCAAGAAAGGAAAAAAUUGAAGGCUCAACCCUUUAAAGGUUUUUUUUUUCGAGGCUCAGGAAGAGCUAGAGGUUAUGCCAGUAACUAUAGAUACUUUGGCAGAGGCAGUUCAAGACAGUCGUCUUGGAGAGGGGGUCACUCCGCAGUUAUCAGGGGGAACAGAAUCAAACUGUCCCCAACUUCUAAAAAAUCCUCCUGACGAUCAUGGAGUAAUGGAUGCUCGAGUAGGGGCAAGUCUUUCAAGGUUUUACGAGGUCUGGAAGCAGUCAAUUUCAGACCAGUGGGUACUGGACUUAUUGAAAAGAGGUUACCGCAUAGAAUUUUUGUCGGUUCCAACUCUGAAUUUUUUUUUGGUUUCC